This is a messenger RNA of Salvia splendens (bonfire salvia), 712 nucleotides long. RefSeq names its product protein BOLA4, chloroplastic/mitochondrial-like. The record is from RefSeq and is a predicted model, not a curated record. The transcript is spliced from 3 exons. Gene Ontology annotation, cellular component: chloroplast. NCBI's taxonomy places the organism in Eukaryota, Viridiplantae, Streptophyta, Magnoliopsida, Lamiales, Lamiaceae. Bases 54 to 527 code for a protein of 157 amino acids. Gene Ontology annotation, biological process: iron-sulfur cluster assembly.
GGGAAUGAAACAAUCAGCCCUCACCACUACAGUCUACACAAAUCCAUCCAAAAAUGGCAGCCAAAUCGCUGCUAUUCCGCCCUAACGUCGCCGCCCUAUGUCUCUCCGGCAGCCGCUCCUUUCUCCGCCGAGCUCCCUCGCCGAUGAUGAUCUCGACGUCGGCUACAACCUCCAUCCGCUCGCUACUCAGCCGGAGCCUCGGUCGUUCCUCCUCUGCUUUUGCAAUCAGGCGGAAUUUCUGCGUCCAGGCGACCGACACUCCGUCCCCAAUCGAAGUUCCUUUGAUGAAAACAAUGGAGAAGAAGAUCAAGGAACAUUUGAGUGCAGACUCAGUUGUUGUGAAGGAUGCUUACGGUGAUGGUCGCCAUGUCAGCAUAGAUGUCAUAUCCUCAUCUUUUGAGGGGCAAUCGGCUGUGAAUAGACAGAGGGCCGUAUACAAGGCGAUAUGGGAAGAACUUCAGGAUAGAGUGCACGCUGUCGACCAGAUGACUACACGGACUCCAUCUGAAGCAGCAGCAGGGAAGUGACGAAGGAUUAGUUGCGAUUUCAUCGACUUUGUCGCCCUUGUACCAAUAGUCUUAUAUUCUUGUGUCUUGUUCUCUCUGAAUAAUGUAAAAGUUUGAUAUUUUUUGAGUGAGAAACUCAAUAAGGAAUUUGCACUUCGAACUAUGGGUAAUAAUAUGAGACCUCAUAAAGGUGGAUUCGACAUUCA